AUGGGAGGUAAGGGGAGCAAAGCGAAAUGCACCACCGCCGUAGAGGUGCCUCGCUAUGAGGAUAGUCCCCCAGAAUCGACGAAUAUCGGUGACUUGGUUCUUUCAGGUCGGUACAAAGUGGCGUCCCCGGAGACGGUAGAGAUGAUGAAACAAAUUCAAUCGCCCCGUGAAGGUAACAAAAUGUACCCCGACUCCGAGGUGAAGGAUAUUAAGCAGUAUAUCAUUGAGCAGGAAGGUCUGGAUAUUGGUCAGGCCCGCCGACGUGCGUUGUCGCAGCAGUGGCGUUUCUUUUUAUCAUGCGAGCCGAUGCAACGUGGUUUAGAUGCGGGUAUUAUCCUCGGUAGUCUAUCUGCGUUUGUCGCAUUCCGGAAACCACGAAAUCGCAUACCCUUGAAGAUUGCCUUCAUAUUUUUUGGCGGCUUUUGUGUCGGAAUGGUGUCGGUGCCUCUUAUGGUUGUUGGUGCAGAUUCGUACAAUGCUCAACGUAUUAGGAAGCUGGAACAGGAACUGUUUGAGAAGCAGCGAUCUGAAUUUUACAGACGGUAA
Leishmania braziliensis MHOM/BR/75/M2904 is the source of this 546-nucleotide messenger RNA. RefSeq lists its product as hypothetical. The transcript has a single exon. The coding region runs from base 1 to 546 and encodes 181 amino acids. NCBI's taxonomy places the organism in Eukaryota, Euglenozoa, Kinetoplastea, Trypanosomatida, Trypanosomatidae. The record is from RefSeq and is a predicted model, not a curated record.